UCUGUAAUAGUCAGCGGUUCUUUCUGUCUUGUAAAUACGUAUUUUAGCUGCCGCUGAUAGCCACAUCCCAAAGCCGUCGUUAGCUUAGCAUUUCAAGCUGUUGAAUAAAAGUUAAACGAUCGAUGACAAACGAUAAGCGACGUCCAGUUCCUCUUUGCAGACACACCGCGUCUUAAUAAUGUUUACGUGUCGUUCUUUCACCUGUUUUAUUGAGUCUUGUGACAUGGCCUCAGCUCCAGCACAACAGCCCACCCUGACUGUUGAGCAGACCAGAGUGGUGCUGAGCGAGGUGAUCCAGGCCUUCUCGGUACCAGAGAACGCCGCACGGAUGGACGAGGCAAGAGAGAGCGCCUGCAACGACAUGGGCAAGAUGCUGCAGCUCGUCCUCCCCGUCGCCACCCAGAUUCAACAAGAGGUCAUCAAAGCCUACGGAUUCAACAACGAAGGGGAAGGUGUCCUUAAAUUUGCCAGACUGGUGAAGAUGUACGAAACCCAGGACCCCGAGAUUGCAGCCAUGUCCGUUAAACUGAAGUCUCUCCUCCUGCCGCCGCUGUCAACGCCACCUAUAGGCGGCGCCAUUCCCGCUUCGUAGGACUCGUUUAAAUUCAUCGGUCAACGUCAGAGUUACUUUAAUUUAAUGCUCAUGACCGUGCUGUAAAUCUGGGAUCAUGUCUGCCAUCUGAAAACACUAACGCAGCACGUUCCUACAAAAAAAAACACAUACAUAGCGUUUCUAUAUUACAGCUUCAUUUAAAGCAUCCUCGUUUGACAAUUGCUUUUAAAACUAUUUAUUUGUUAAAUGUUACACUAUGACCAUUUUCUUAUGUCACUGAACUUUAAACUUUUUCUUUUAAUGCCAUCUUUUAUACCAUUUUUGUACACUGUCAAAUGUCUUUUUUUUUUGUUGUAUAUUAAAAUCAAGAUGUUUUCUCUGAA
This is a messenger RNA of Mugil cephalus (flathead mullet), 936 nucleotides long. It is a transcript of the gene grcc10, whose product is annotated as gene rich cluster, C10 gene. Gene Ontology annotation, biological process: post-embryonic development. Bases 179 to 592 code for a protein of 137 amino acids. The record is from RefSeq and is a predicted model, not a curated record. The transcript is spliced from 4 exons. NCBI's taxonomy places the organism in Eukaryota, Metazoa, Chordata, Actinopteri, Mugiliformes, Mugilidae.